AUGAUACCAAAGCAUCAAUUGCUGCGCUUCCGCGUCAGCCCAAGUCGAAGCGCUACACGACGCGCUUUCAGCAGCACCUGUGUCCGGAAGCAAGAUGAAGCUUCGGCUGCGCCGGCAGAGACGGCGCCCAACUCGCGAUGGCUCUCUGAUAUUCGCAACCGUCUGUCUACAGGAAUCUCCAAGAGGGCAGAGGAGCCAAAAGUUCUGGCGCAGCUGAAGCAUCAUAUGAGCUAUCUGGACCAGCACUGGCUUAAUUUAUCAGCUGGUCGCGAAGGCUAUCUCACUGAACCGCAAUGGAGGGGUUUGGACAAGCAUAGCAUUGCCUGGGGAGACAUGGACUCAAUGGUGAGCCACGUGAACAAUGUCAAGUACAACAGAUUUGCCGAAUCAGGUCGCGUCAACUGGAUGAUGAACGUCGCUGCUCACGUCGCACCUGAGCAUCGACGUGAAUUUACAGAACUCAUGUCGCCACGAGGCAUUGGCCUGAUUCUUGCUAGCAUCCGAACUGACUAUAAAUUUCCGAUGACGUUUCCGGACCAGGUCACGGUGCUGCAUAAGCUGGUCACGAAGCCAGAUGAUUCGUCUGACAGGAUCCUGAUGGAAGCAGUUGCUUAUUCGCACAAGCACAAGCGGGCUGCUGCUCGAUUCUUUGAAGACAUUGCCGUGUACGAUUAUCGAGCUGCCGCAAAGGCGCCGCUCAAGCCAUUCAUGGUAAAGGAGAUGCAGGUCAUGUAUGAAUUACAGGAGCAGCGGCGGCAACAAACGGAAGAAAAAGUGCAAGAGAUGCUCCAAUCCUUGGAAGACCUGGAGGUUUAA
Messenger RNA from Beauveria bassiana ARSEF 2860, 816 nucleotides. Its product is annotated as thioesterase superfamily protein. The record is from RefSeq and is a predicted model, not a curated record. The transcript has 4 exons. The coding region runs from base 1 to 816 and encodes 271 amino acids. NCBI's taxonomy places the organism in Eukaryota, Fungi, Ascomycota, Sordariomycetes, Hypocreales, Cordycipitaceae.